CACGCAGAAUUAAGCGAUUGCUAAAUAUAAUAGCAAAAGUCGUUUGUCGUCCGAAAUUUGCUUCGCAAACGGUCCGCCACAUUGCACAGCCGUUGAGUACACCCGAACGUCAUGUUGUGCUUUCUGUGCUCAACUAUCGAUAACUUCCGAUAACUAAAGCGGCCCAUUGUUUACAACCAAAAUGAACAACAAUUUUGUAUUACUUUUAUUAACUAUAUUAAUUAUAAACUCAAGCUUGGCCAAGGAAUCGACGCCGCAAUGCAAUGAAGAUGGGGCGACAACAUGUCUGGAAUUGAACACAAAUCUUAACGAUAAAAUUACGCGCAGCAUAAAAAUAGCUGUAGACAGCUAUGAGGCCUGCAGCAAGGAUGCAAAUGACGUCAAUUGCACGUGCUAUGCAGCGGGCAUUAAACGCGAUCUGGCGCCAUACAAAUCAAUAGGUUUCAGCCGGCAAAUGCUCGAAGAUGCCGCCAAAUACGGCACCCGCUACAAGAUCUACGGUCAAAAACUGUUCCGCGAGGAGAAUUGUUUCUUUCCCGCUCGUUGUCAGGGUAUUGAGCACUUUCUGUUGGAACUGCUACCGCAGUUGCCGAACAUGGAUUUGGUGAUCAACACCAGAGAUUAUCCGCAGCUGCACUCGAGUUGGUCGUCGAGUCGAAUUGGGCCCGUCUUCUCCUUCUCCAAGACGUCCGAAUAUCGGGAUAUUAUGUAUCCAGCGUGGACAUUUUGGGCAGGUGGUCCAGCGACCAAAUUGCAUCCAACGGGCAUUGGACGUUGGGAUCUGAUGAGUGGCAAGCUCAAAGAGGUGACAACCAAAAUACCGUGGCAGGAAAAGGAGCAGCUCGGUUUCUUUCGCGGCUCACGCACCUCCGACGAGCGGGAUUCGUUGAUUUUGUUGUCGCGCCAGCAGCCACAACUUGUGGAGGCGCAAUACACCAAGAAUCAGGCAUGGAAAUCACCAAAGGACACCCUGGAUGCGCCGCCGGCAGAAGAGGUCUCCUUCGAGAAUCACUGCAAAUACAAAUAUUUAUUUAAUUUUCGUGGCGUCGCCGCCAGCUUUCGGCUGAAGCAUUUGUUCCUCUGCAAUUCGCUCGUCAUCCAUGUGGGCGAGGAGUGGCAGGAGUUCUUCUAUCAUCAGCUGAAGCCCUGGGUUCAUUACGUGCCCCUCCACAGCUAUCCCAGCCAGGCGGAGUACGUCCAGCUGCUCGACUACUUUAAAAAUCACGAUGUCCUCGCGCAGCAAAUUGCUCAGCGUGGACAUGAUUUUAUUGGGCAGCAUCUGCGCUUCCAGGACAUCAAAUGCUAUUGGCGCAAGUUGCUCAAACGCUAUGCGAAACUCUUCAAAUACGAGAUUAAACCAGAUCCUAGCCUGAAACGCAUUGGCGGCGGCAUCAGGAAUGAAUUAUAGUACGCGAUUAUCCUUGAAUAUAUCACAAUUUUUGUUGUGGAUUUUUAUCAUUUAGUAAAUAAUUUUUAGAAGUGCAAAAAUAAGUUUAAAAAUGUUAUUCGGAGAGUACUAAAUUUUGGUCAUAUAUCUUCAAUAUAUCAGAAAUUUAACGUGGAUUUUAACAUUUAAUAUUUCCGCCCCCAAAAAAGUUAUUCACUAUUAUUUAUAUUAAUUUUUUGAGCUGUAGAAUUUGUUUACUUUAUUAUGCAUUAACUUUCCCCUUCUUGAGCGGGGGAAAAACAAAAUCAGAAAAGUUAUUCAUCCUUGUAGAGGGUACUCAAACAUAUUUAUUUAUUUAAAUAUAUGACAAUUUUC
Messenger RNA from Drosophila grimshawi, 1762 nucleotides. RefSeq names its product O-glucosyltransferase rumi. Gene Ontology annotation, molecular function: UDP-glucosyltransferase activity; UDP-xylosyltransferase activity. Bases 182 to 1408 code for a protein of 408 amino acids. Lineage: Eukaryota; Metazoa; Arthropoda; Insecta; Diptera; Drosophilidae. Gene Ontology annotation, cellular component: endomembrane system. Gene Ontology annotation, biological process: protein O-linked glycosylation; positive regulation of Notch signaling pathway. The record is from RefSeq and is a predicted model, not a curated record. The transcript is spliced from 3 exons.